Molecule: messenger RNA, 862 nt
Organism: Xiphias gladius (swordfish)
Lineage: Eukaryota; Metazoa; Chordata; Actinopteri; Istiophoriformes; Xiphiidae
Product: syndecan-4-like
Exons: 4
Coding region: 38-463 (141 amino acids)
Source: RefSeq, a predicted model, not a curated record
CGACCUGGGACGAGCUCGCCACCGGCCCACCUCAAACAUGAGGGCGUCCUCGGCUGCGUCUCUGCUUCUAGCCCUGGGAUUGAUACAUCCGGCCAACCUGUCGUUUUCUGCCCUUCCUGAAGACUUGGAGGGCUCAGAGUAUGACCAGGACAGUUCCGGAUCUGGUUCAGGGGAUUGGUCAGAACAAGUCUCACCAGGCGAAAUAACAAACACCCCGCAUCGCCCCAAAAGCAAAGACCAGAACUUUGACGGUACCCACUGGCCUGCAAAAGACACUGAAUCAUAUGUUAUUAUGGCAAACAGCAAGAGCUUCUUGGAGAACCAACAGAUCUUUGCAGGUAUCGUUGCCGGAGGAUUAACAGGAGUGACACUGGCUGCAACACUGGUGGCAAUAUUAAUCUACAAAUGGCACAACAGAGAUUAUGGAGGAUACAUCCUGGGCAAGCACAUCCGCAGGGAAUAAGUUGUGCAACUGUCCACACUUCUGAAAAACUGUCACACCAAUGUUGAUGAAGCUACCAGGCUAAUUUCCCUACCUUGGGGAGCCACUGUAAAUUCAUUCUUUCCUCAGAUUUUUUGGGGGGCUGCACAGGGAAACAGAGUUAUUCUCGCACUGAAUGCAAAUCAUCUGUUGUCGUUUAUUGAUAAUUUAUUUAUUGAUAUGCUCAAAUAUGAGGAAUUGUCUUAAUCUGAUGACAUUUCCGUUGCUUAUCUUUUACAAAGCUUUGAAAAUUGCUUCAUUUUUACCCAGGGCCGUAGUACUGUAGCUACCGUAGAGGAUGCAGAGGCCAUGUCCUCUGUAUUUUAACUGACUUGAUGUUUUGCUACUAUGUGUUACUUUGAUUUUUUUUUUUUUUUUUUU